This is a messenger RNA of Vidua chalybeata, 1629 nucleotides long. It is a transcript of the gene SLC16A8, whose product is annotated as solute carrier family 16 member 8. Bases 1 to 1629 code for a protein of 542 amino acids. NCBI's taxonomy places the organism in Eukaryota, Metazoa, Chordata, Aves, Passeriformes, Viduidae. The transcript has 4 exons. Gene Ontology annotation, biological process: transmembrane transport; monocarboxylic acid transport. Gene Ontology annotation, cellular component: membrane. Gene Ontology annotation, molecular function: monocarboxylic acid transmembrane transporter activity. The record is from RefSeq and is a predicted model, not a curated record.
AUGGGGAGACCUGACCCAGAAGAAGGGCAGCUCCCAGCUCCUGUGAAGCCCCCAGAUGGUGGCUGGGGCUGGAUCGUGCUCCUCGGCUGUUUUGUGAUCACCGGCUUCUCCUAUGCCUUCCCAAAAGCCGUCAGUGUCUACUUCAAGGAGCUCAUGAAAGAUUUCCACGUGGGCUACAGUGACACAGCCUGGAUCUCUUCUAUCAUGCUGGCCAUGCUCUAUGGGACAGGACCAGUAUGCAGCAUCAUGGUGAACCAGUUUGGCUGCCGGCCUGUGAUGCUCAUUGGCGGGCUGCUAGCUUCUGCUGGGAUGAUCCUGGCAUCCUUUACCACCAAUAUCAUUGAGCUUUAUCUGACAGCUGGUGUGCUGACAGGUCUGGGUAUGGCAUUGAACUUCCAGCCCUCACUGAUCAUGCUGGGCACCUACUUCGACAAGCGUCGGCCUCUCGCCAACGGACUGGCUGCUGCUGGGAGCCCUGUGUUCCUCUCCUCCCUCUCUCCACUGGGGCAAGUGCUGCUGGAGAAGUUUGGCUGGCGAGGAGGGUUCCUUAUCAUGGGAGGCCUUCUGCUUAACUGCUGCACUUGUGGGGCAGUCAUGAGACCCCUGGAUAUGGGCAUGAAGAGGAAGAUGGGGAAAGCUCAGGACAAAUAUGAAGCCAAGGAGAUGCUGCCCAUAGGAGGGAAGUCAGAGGAGGGAAUCAGCACCACUGAUGGAACCAAGAAAGGCAAGAAAGCCAAGAAGAAGCCCAAGAAAGGAAAGAAGCUUCUAGAUUUUAGUAUCUUCUCCAACCGAGGGUUUAUCAUUUACACCAUUUCAAAGUUCAUCCUGGUCUUGGGUCUCUUCGUGCCUCCCAUAUUGCUGGUCAACUAUGCCAAGGACACAGGCGUACCGGACACAGAGGCCGCGUUCUUGCUCUCCAUCAUUGGUUUCAUAGACAUCUUUGCCCGCCCAGCCUGUGGCAUGGUGGCGGGGCUGAAGUGGGUCCGCCCUCACGUGGCAUAUCUGUUCAGCUUCUCCAUGCUCUUCAACGGCUUGACAGACAUCUGCAGUGCCAGGGCGAGCAACUACACGGGGCUGGUCAUCUUCUGCGUCUUCUUUGGCAUCUCCUACGGCAUGGUGGGGGCACUGCAGUUCGAGGUGCUGAUGGCCAUCGUCGGCUCCCAGAAGUUCUCCAGCGCCAUCGGGCUGGUCCUACUCAUCGAGGCUUUCGCCGUGCUCAUCGGCCCACCCUCUGCAGGCCGCCUGGUCGAUGCUCUCAAGAACUAUGAGGUGAUCUUCUACCUGGCAGGCUCAGAGGUCGUGCUCUCCGCCCUCUUCCUGGGCGUUGCCAGCUACUGCUGCCUGAACCGAGGGAAGAAGGAGCCUCCCCCAGAGAACAACCCUGCUGUGGGAGGGGGGAGCGACACCGAGGAAGCAGAGUCCGACGUGCAGGAAGCCGAGGAGCACAGCAGUGACAACCACCAGCCAGCCCACAGCACUGACAACGCCAUGGUGGUGGCCAACGAGGAGGCCAACCAUGUGGCAGAGGAGCAGAGGGGGGAGGGAGGCGGCUGUCCCACAGGGGAUGGGGAGGUGUUGGCACGAGAUGGCUGCAAUGCUGACCAGAUGGUGGAGAGGGACAGUUUUUAG